Trametes versicolor FP-101664 SS1 is the source of this 3866-nucleotide messenger RNA. Its product is annotated as protein phosphatase regulator REG1. The coding region runs from base 196 to 3312 and encodes 1038 amino acids. Gene Ontology annotation, biological process: cellular response to glucose starvation; protein catabolic process in the vacuole. NCBI's taxonomy places the organism in Eukaryota, Fungi, Basidiomycota, Agaricomycetes, Polyporales, Polyporaceae. The record is from RefSeq and is a predicted model, not a curated record. The transcript has 3 exons.
GUCGACGACGUCCUCCCAUCACCAAGCAGCUGGUCACCAGGCCUUUCUGCUUCUUUAGUCUCUCGGAUAUCCGCUACCGACUCACCGUCGGUUCCACAACUCUCUUCUGGGACUUUUUCCUCUCCUCUCUCACCUUACGAACCGUCGUCUGUCUCCUCCGACACACCACUGCCCCUCCUGGCGACCACGACGGCAAUGCCUAUCCCUGCGACCUUGACGAGCUAUCUGCCCGUCUUGCUUGUCUCUGUCACCCAUAAUGCUGCGCCUGACGACUCGUCAUUCGUCACCCUCCCCGAAGGCCAAGUUGACUACCUCUCUCACGACUGGAAGGAGGAGGACGUCUGGCGGUCAUGGCGCAGUAUGACCCGCCAGAAGAACGCGAUCGCCAACGGAAUGCGUCUCGAAAACGCGAGUUGGCGGACGUGGUGGAAGCAGAGAAACAAGCUCAAGACGAUUAGUCCGGAGACCCUCAAUUGGUUAAAGGACUCUGACGUGACCUGGCUGUAUGGCCCUCUACACAUCGGUCACGAUUGGACAGAUUACUCGACGAAGAAGAUUCCCAAACUCGCCGCUAUCCAUCGGAAAACUAGUACUGACCACCUCCCCGGUCCUUACAAGACCAACAAGCACCUCAAGGGUCUUCCUUCACCUCCCGCACCCUUGCCCAAGAAGCCUAUACUGAAGCGUAGGAGCAUCAGUCAGCUUCUCUCUCUCCCCGCCAGUCCCUUCUUCAAUCACCUGGAGAGCGAUGAAGAAUCUGAGGAACGCGACGACGGCUCCAGCACUUCGACUCUCACACGUCCGCCACUCAUGCACACCAAGAGCGAUACGCACAUCAGCUUGCGCGGGCGCCCUUUCCGCAAGAACUCGCCACCACGCAUAAUCGCGGAGGAUGGCACUGCGCCCCCUGUCGCGCAAUUAGCGCCUGGCAGCGAGGCCUCUGGUUCUACCGGCAGCGAUCAAGACUUGAGCGGCAGUUCGAGCAUUGGCGUUGACGGCUCCCACGGGCCAGGGGGGAAGAAGAAGCACAUCAGCUUCAACACGUUCGUGGAACAGUGCAUUGCGAUUGAGAAGCCCAAGACGAAGCGCACCAACACGGGUCCUACACGCGAGGGUCGUGUCUUUGAUGCCUACGAUGAUGGGUACGACUCUGAACUCGGAUACGAAGGCGAAUACGAGGAGCCUGUCUCGUAUUACGGUCCGGGUUCGGAUUCGGACGACGAUGACGACGACGUCCUCGAGAUGCGCACGGCCUCUAGCCGUUCCCGCUCAUCCUCCUCUUCGCGAAGUUCGCCGUUUGCCACGACAUUUGGCGUUGAUACUACGGCAGCCCGGCCCCGUCCUCCCAUGGUCCGCCGCGCUUCUACCGACCGGGAACACGUCACCAUCGCUCCGAUCCCACCCACAUUAUUGAAGAGCACCGGCGUGGGUAACGAGCUGGGAACCGUCCUCGAAGGCAGAAUGCCGGAGUCGCCAAAUGAGGUCGACCUCGUGUGGGUGCCUCCGGCGAGCUACAGCCAACCGGGAACCCCGAACCUAGGCAGCAACGAGGACGUGUACCACCAUCGCGAGUCGUACUUCAGUGUCGGCACUUCUUCUCCCUAUCCUCGAUCUCCGCUCGCACGGUCCCCGGUCCCCGGAUCCUCGCCGCGUAUACCAAGCGUCGGUAUGCCGGCUGAGCACUCGAUCGGCGGGUCCUCGCUCCAACGCUCGAACUCGGGCACCUUCUAUGGCGCACAGUCGAUGGUUGAUUCCCCCAUGCAGAUUGACGACAUCGCGCAUCCUCCGGUCGGGGACGCGUACGACUACUUCGGCGGACCUGAUCUUGGCGAGGAUUUCAGCCAGACGCACUUAUCCCGGAGACGCAGUCGGACGGACGUGCGGGACGACGACGGGGAUGUUAUCAUGCGCGUUGCGGAUGGCAGUGCCUCUAGCGUUACGAUGGGACGGAGUAACAGCGGUGGCUGGCAUGCCACCUCGUCCAACGCGGGCGGGAGCAACAUGCCGGUCGUCGUGGUGAACGAGGCCAGCGGUGCAGUCGAGGAACGCCAGGAGCGGUCGCGCGAAAGCAGUCCAGCCAGGCCGGCUGUUGCUUUCAGGUUACCAGAACAGGAAGCCUCCCCUCCGACCGCGCAUGGAUCAUUACCCUCCACCCCCGCUGUGCCUGUGCCUCGCGUGAACUCUGCACACUCCCAGCUCGUCUCGUCGUCAAUAUCCAGCACACACUCAAUACCGUCGUCCGCGCCGGGCUCCGCCCCUUGCGAUCCGGCGCUCUUGUCUGCGGACGGCGCGCCGUCGCGCGGCCGCACACCCCAUUCCCCGAGUGUGAGCGGGAGCACGACGACAGGCUCGUCGUCCUACUCGCACUCGACCGACUCGCGCAGCGCGUCCAGUUCUCGCGGGCGUUCGUCAACGCGCACGUCGUCGUUCUCGGACCACGAGCGCUCCGGCAGCCGCAGCAGGAGUCGUGGGACGAGCUCGCCCAUGGGCAGCAUCUCGCCAACUGGCAGCGCGAUUGGUAUCGGCAGUGCUUACGCAGGCACUCGGUGUCGCGAUCGUGGCGUCGUCGUCGAGCAGCGGAGCAGCAGAAGACGUGGUGGCGAAGAGGAGCGCGGGCGCGAGCGCACCGGUAGGCGGUUAGGCGACAGCUUGAGCCCGCCGAACGCGGUGGGCUCGCCGUCGCGCGGCAGCGACAGCGGCGAUGGCGCGUACCAGCCAUACUCCCCGGUCUUGUCGGACAUCCCGGAGAAGUCGAUGCGGAUACCGUCGCCGCCGUCGUCCGUGUCCGGGUCGUCGACCGAGACGGCGAGCGUGUCGACUGUGGGCCCGAGCCAGGCUCAGCAGGAAGCACGUGAGGCGUUAGCGCGUCCGAGCCGUUCAGCUGAUCCCGCUGCGAAGCUCCCGACGGUCGCGGUGGCGAUCCCGUCACCCAUUCCCGAAGAGGAGGAAGAGGAGCGGAGAUCAAGACAGCCUACGCCGGCGAACUCGCCUGUAGCUGCCUUCCGGAUGCAGGUGCCCCCGGCGCAGAAGGCCGAACCCGUACCGUCCCCCGUCUUCGCAUCUCACGAGCCUCCUUCGUCUUCCACUGCGACCUCGCCGAGCACCGGCAAGUCGCCGGAGACCUCACCUAGUCCUCCCUCCCCGUCUGAGGAGUCGCCGAAGUCCCCUGAUAGCUCGAAUGCUCUGAGGCAUCCGACGCGCGCCCAGCGGGUGUCUUUUGACGGCAUGCAGGAGCAGGCUGGGACGCUGGUGAACCGCGCAGCCGAGAUUGUGCAAUCGGCGCGUGGUUUCCUCGGGUCAAUAUGGAACUAGAGCAAGCUCAACGAACGUGCGCUCGCCUCCCCGACACAUCCUACUCCGUUACCCCUCUAAACCUGCCAUCACGCAUCGCAUAAUCCGCCUUGCUGCCUGCAAUUGCAUCCCCAUCCAUGACGACUGUCCCAACACAUCAUGAUCUCGUUCCGUCACUCAAGUUAUUAUUCGAAUAUGCGUAUGGCAGCUGUUUAUCGCCCCGCUCUCGUCUCCGGGCAACUAUAUCUUCUUCUAUGCUUACUUACCCGGCGUCCUGCUCUUAAUUCCCGCCGCGCGCGACCCAUUGCACUGCGACCGGCGCUGUCUCACGUGUUCACAUUCCCCCGGCUCCCCUUGUCUCCCUCCCUCUGCACAUCAUGCACUUGCAACCCGACGCCGUGGUGGCGUCACACCCCACACGUGUAUCCCCGUCCUCGCGCAGCCGCAUCGCAUCCUGUUGUUUUCUUGGACCUUCUCCCGCCCCAUUUCCCCUCUUCCCUCUCCGCGCUCACGCCCCCCCUUCCUCUCCUCUCCUUGGUUUGGUCUGGUCAAGUGCCGUGUCGUGUAUCCGUACU